Cyphellophora europaea CBS 101466 is the source of this 1104-nucleotide messenger RNA. RefSeq lists its product as uncharacterized. The record is from RefSeq and is a predicted model, not a curated record. Gene Ontology annotation, molecular function: hydrolase activity; carboxy-lyase activity. The coding region runs from base 1 to 1104 and encodes 367 amino acids. Gene Ontology annotation, cellular component: cytosol; cytoplasm. Gene Ontology annotation, biological process: secondary metabolic process. The transcript has a single exon. NCBI's taxonomy places the organism in Eukaryota, Fungi, Ascomycota, Eurotiomycetes, Chaetothyriales, Cyphellophoraceae.
AUGACGGUCUCAGCAGUCAGCCAAUACGGUCCUAUUACAACAAGUGGCCCGGGCAUAUCGUAUUUGCGGCCAGAGCUUCGAGACCUAAAGAUCAUUGGGGUAGAAGAACAUGUGUCAUUCCCAGCGCUGUCGCAUAAAAUCCCCAGCGAGGGCGGAGCAAAGCAUGCCAAGGAACAGUUUGGACUGCUGGUGGGGCAUGAUGCCAUGUCCUAUGCGGCUGGACGUGUGGCCGAUCUUGGAAAACAAAGACUGGCCGACAUGGACGAAAGCACCGUUGCGAUGCAAGUUCUCAGUCUAGCUGGACCAGUCAACAGCAUGUAUCUGGAUACAGAGCAAGCAAUAGCAUUCGCGCGCGAAAUCAAUGACGGGUUGAAGAAGGGCGUCGACGCGAAUCCAAAACGGUUCGUCGCACUUGCUGAAUUACCGGCACAUGUGCCCGACGCCGCGAUCCAAGAGCUGCGCCGUUGCGUCAAGGAUUUAGGCUUCGUUGGGGCAAUGGUGUCCGGAUCUAUAAGUGGCACAGGCAAGUUCUUGGACGCGCCUGAGUUUGACACGCUGCUGUCUGAGUUCGAGAAGCUCGACGUACCUUUAUAUCUUCACCCGGGGAUUGCGCCGAAGCCGAUAACAGACACAUAUUACGACUUCCCAGACAACCCAAAACUCUCCGCGACUUUGGGGGGCAUGGGCUGGGGGUGGCACAACGAAGUGGCAAUUCACGUGCUUCGGCUAGCGGUCUCGGGUGCUUUGGACAGACACCCUCGGCUAAAGGUUGUGGUAGGGCACCAGGGAGAGAUGCUACCGAUGAUGAUCCAAAGGUUUGACGCUAUGUUCGACAAUCAGCUCUUCGGCCUGAGGAGAAGUGUUGGUGAGAUGCUCCGCAACCAAGUCUGGAUUGCCAUUUCGGGGCUAUUUUCUUUACCGCCGACACAAAUUGCGAUUCAGACCUGGGGCGUGGAUAGAGUACUUUUUGCGAACGACUACCCAUUUAUCGAUGCACAGCGAGUGCCGGCAUUUAUCACAGCUCUGGGGGAUAUCCUCGCGCCUUCCGACAUGCGAAAGAUCUGUCAAACUAAUGCGGAGGAUCUCUUCAAGAUCAAAGCAUGA